Molecule: messenger RNA, 729 nt
Organism: Neltuma alba
Lineage: Eukaryota; Viridiplantae; Streptophyta; Magnoliopsida; Fabales; Fabaceae
Exons: 3
Coding region: 113-412 (99 amino acids)
Biological process (GO): mitochondrial respiratory chain complex IV assembly
Cellular component (GO): respiratory chain complex
Source: RefSeq, a predicted model, not a curated record
GCAUCUUGUAGGUUUAAAAUUUCGAUUUCUCUUCUUAUUCUUCUUCCCCCUCCGAAAUUCUCCGAGCCCCGAUCCUCCCUUCCUCCGGAUUUCCACCCCUUCACAGCUGAAAAUGGCGGAUUCCAAGACUAAAUUUGAAUCUCUGAGGGAAUGGGUCGUCGAGCACAAGCUUCGCACCGUGGGUUCUCUUUGGCUGAGCGGUAUUGCGGGUUCAAUUGCAUACAACUGGUCUCGACCCAACAUGAAAACCAGCGUUAAGAUCAUUCAUGCGAGGUUGCAUGCACAGGCUCUUACACUUGCAGCGUUGGCUGGAGCUGCAGUGGUAGAGUACUACGAUCACAAAACAGGGGCAAAGGCUGAGAGAUAUGCGAAAUUCCUCCCAAUGGAAAGUUUCAACUCACAGAAGGAUUGAUUGAUCUUUUAUCUGACAUCAGUAUGGCACAUUGGUUUUCGAAUGAAUUCUAAGUAAUAAAUCUGAUUGUAGCCGCAGCCAGCCCAUCACAGUUUUCCGGGUUGUUUUUGCGCGGGUGCCUUAUACAAAUUGAUAUUUCCAUAUGCGUCUUUGAUAGCAUGAUAGCAAUUUGACGUUUUUUUUUUUUUGAAAAAAAAAAUGAAACAACUCAUUUAGUACGAUAGAUGUAGUGAAUUGAUGUGCUGGCAUUCAGCGGAGCAGGUGGAAGUGUUUUUGUUGGAAUUGAAAGGAUUCUAAUCUCGUUGGAACGGAUUGCA